Messenger RNA from Medioppia subpectinata, 773 nucleotides. Lineage: Eukaryota; Metazoa; Arthropoda; Arachnida; Sarcoptiformes; Oppiidae. The record is from the annotation of a GenBank genome assembly.
AUGAUAAGAAUUGUAGGCUCUUUGGGGAACUGUUUGGGACCGGAAGUCAAUGAAAUAGUUUCGGCGAUAUUUCACUCAAUUGUCUUCUAUAGGUGUUAUGGAAAGUUUCAUUACAAACACGAGGACUCGUAUUCAAUCGGAACUCUUGGUUACGAAGAGAUUGCCUGUGAUUUCAUAGACUUUACUUAUGUGAGGAUAUCAUCGCCACAACUGAUCCAAACUAUAAACAGAGAGAUAAAAGCAUUUGUCGAUAAAUUAAGACAAGAGAACAGUAGUCACACUAACGGUGCGAUCAGUUUAGAGUUUUAUCAGCGAAGGAAAGGUCGCUGGGCUUUCACUGACGCCUCACCACUCGUUUGGGAGAUCUGGACCGUCAAAGUGAACUGUGAUAAGGAAACCAACGAAAGUCAACAAAAGGGUCGAACAGAAGAGUUAUUACUGGAGAAGUUGGUGACAAUUGUGCAGAUAAUAAACAAUAGUAAACGCUAUUUACCACAAAUGCCCGAUAAACAGAACUCGGACACCAUUUUUGAGACCAAUUAUCCCGACGUUCAGCCCUAUAUAUUCAAGAUAUCGCAUUCUGUGGGUUCGGCGGCCAACCCGCCAAUGAUGGCCACUCAGGGCACGGGUGACAGCAGCUUAAAGAAGUUCAUAAAACAAACACUAGCUCUCGAUUGACCACACAAUCACACAAACAAAAAUUGUCAUUUGUUUUGACAGAAUAUAUAUUAUUGUAUCGGAAAUUUCAAUUAAAAGUCAAUUUAUUAGAAACA